AGCAUCCAUGGCUUCGCUUUGGGCCCGCCUUCGGCGCCAGGAGGAUAACCCGCCAUCAACGACCGAGGAUGACCUCGCAGUCGCGGACUCGCGCUCGUCAGAUGGAGAACUGAAGAAAGGGGAUCCAGCGACGGCUGAUGAUGCCGACUUGAAUCCGGGAGAACUCACCUUUGACGAGGACACUGCCGGUGGCAUGGGCCGUCAUCUCGGCGUCACCUCCUGCACCCUCCUCAUCGUCGGGCGUAUCAUUGGCACAGGCAUCUUCUCCACCCCUUCCUCUAUUCUGUCCGGGGUGGGUUCUGUCGGCGCCUCCUUGCUGCUCUGGGUGCUCGGUUUCGUCCUCUCCUUCUGCGGUCUGUUCAUCUGGCUCGAGUUCGGAACGAUGUUUCCCCGCAGUGGAGGCGAGAAGGUCUAUCUCGAAGCGGUAUACAAGCGUCCCAAGUACCUCGCUACCAUCAUGUUUGCGGCAAACGCUAUCUUGCUGGGGUUCACAGCAAGUGGGUGUAUUGUAUUCGCUAGCAACAUUCUCGUGUCAGCCGGACAUGAAGCAACUCGGUGGUCAGAGCGCGGUAUUGCACUCGGGGUUAUUGGAUUUGUGACAUUGGUCCAUGGUCUGACGCCCCGUGCCGGCGUAGUGCUCAUGAACGCUUUGAGCAUUUUCAAGAUUGUCAUCCUUGUCUUUGUUGUCGUCACGGGAUGGGUAGUCCUUGGGGGUCACACCCGCAUCGCCGACCCACACGCCAACUUUCGUAACGCUUUCGCGGGUAGUUCAAACAGCAGCAACGACUAUGCUACUGCGAUGUUCAAGGUGCUCAACGCCUAUUCUGGUUGGUCAAACGUCAACUACGUCCUCAACAACGUGCGCAACCCCGUGCGCACGCUCAAGAUCGCUGGUCCGCUCGGGCUUGGUAUAUGUGCGAUACUAUACUUGCUUGCAAACAUCGCGUAUUUCAGCGCUGCUACGAAGGAGCAAAUUGAUGCGAGCGGCGUUACGGUCGCGGCGUUGUUUUUUGGCCAGGUCUUCGGAUCCACGGCGGAGCGUGCGUUGUCUGUGUUUGUCGCGUUGAGUGCUCUCGGGAACGUUGUCACUAUUACCUUCGCCCAGUCCCGCGUCAACCAGGAGCUCGCGAAAGAGGGCAUUCCUCUCCCAUUCGGCAAUAAGUUUUGGGCAUCCAACUGGCCGACGGGGAAGUCGCCCCUUCCGGGGUUAAUCAUCCAUUUGAUACCAUCCGUGAUCGUCAUCAUCGCUCCCCCACCAAAUGUUGCAUACCCAUUCAUCCUUGAUGUCGAAGGAUACCCGGGACAAAUCAUCAACUUGUUCAUCGUUCUCGGGUUAUUCUACCUGCGCUGGAAGAAACCGAACGCACAUCGUCCGUUCAAAGUAUGGUGGCCUGUCGCAGUCUUUUUCCUCGCCGCGGCUGUUUUCCUUCUCAUCGCGCCCUUCCUCCGUCCUCCCAACGGCGUCGGCGACACCCCUCCGCUGCCGUACUAUCUUUACUGUCUGGUUGGCAUUGGCGUCAUGCUUGCCGGUGUGGCCUACUGGGCCGCAUGGCGCAUCAUCCUGCCGCGCGUGUUCGGGUAUGAGCUGGUUCCACGGAAGGAUAAGCUUGAGGAUGGCACGGUUGUUACGGUCUUCGACCGUAAAAAGGUUGAAUGAAGUGCGAGUUGUGCGUGCGAGCACAUACUUCGUUGGCGCUAUUUGCUGUGGGAUGCUAUUAGUUUUUCUUGAUAAAUUAUACCAUUCGUUAGGUAGCAUUGAGUUCUAUACCACACCACUGAACAUUCCUUCCCCUUGUCUAUAUGUACUCUUGUUGGCGAUUAAUGCAUAUUCGUGUAACAAGAAUGGUGCAGUGGGAUGUUGUUCGGACGUUAUAAAUAGAC
Molecule: messenger RNA, 1881 nt
Organism: Coniophora puteana RWD-64-598 SS2
Lineage: Eukaryota; Fungi; Basidiomycota; Agaricomycetes; Boletales; Coniophoraceae
Product: amino acid transporter
Exons: 15
Coding region: 8-1657 (549 amino acids)
Biological process (GO): amino acid transmembrane transport
Cellular component (GO): membrane
Molecular function (GO): L-amino acid transmembrane transporter activity
Source: RefSeq, a predicted model, not a curated record